AAGAGAGGUGAAUGGAUCUUCCAAUCAGGUUCAUCUGAAAAACUGACAUGCAGAUCUAAUCAGUCCUACAGUCACUACAUCCAAGGAUUGGUACACUGCAAUGUACCAUAUAUUUCACUUCAUAACAUGCACUUUUUUUCUCCCCUAAAAAUGUGGGAAAAUGUCUGUGCGUCUUAUGGAGCGAAUAUAUGGAGUGGCCGGCCCAGUAUUCCCGCCGCCGCAUUAGAAUACCGCUUGGCUCUACUGUGCAGUAGGACCUGCUCCUCCAUCCUACCUGUUCCUUGGUCCAGCAGUGUCCUGCUUCCAUUUGCCAUCUUCUCUCCCUGGUGCCGGCAUCUUCAGUGUGGGCACCCAGCUGUGACAGCUUGUGGCUUCACAGCCGGGUACCCACUGCACAUGCGCGAGAAGCUGCACUUUGUGAAUGGUCCUGUAGUCUUGUGGGACCUGUCAUGUGUCCCACAAGACUCCGGGGAGAGAGGGGGGAGGACAACUCCUCAGAAGUGGGAGCGGGUACUUGUCAAAUUUGUGUACCUGCCCCCCCCCUCCCCAAAGGUCUGCACUCUCUGGUCAUGUCCUGUACUAUGUCCGCAGUCUCUGGUCAUCUCCUGUAGUAUGUCCACAGUCUCUGGUCAUCUCCUGUACUAUGUCCGCAGUCUCUGGUCAUCUCCUGUACUUAUGUCCGCAGUCUCUGGUCAUCUCCUGUACUGUGUCUGCAGUCUCUGGUCAUCUCCUGUACUGUGUCUGCAGUCUCUGGUCAUCUCCUGUACUAUGUCCGCAGUCUCUGCUCAUUUCCUGUAGUAUGUCCGCAGUCUCUGGUCAUCUCCUGUACUGUGUCUGCAGUCUCUGGUCAUCUCCUGUACUAUGUCCGCAGUCUCUGGUCGUCUCCUGUACUGUGUCUGCAGUCUCUGGUC
Staurois parvus is the source of this 911-nucleotide messenger RNA. The record is from the annotation of a GenBank genome assembly. NCBI's taxonomy places the organism in Eukaryota, Metazoa, Chordata, Amphibia, Anura, Ranidae.